Messenger RNA from Penicillium hordei, 1251 nucleotides. Its product is annotated as WD40 repeat domain-containing protein. Lineage: Eukaryota; Fungi; Ascomycota; Eurotiomycetes; Eurotiales; Aspergillaceae. Bases 1 to 1251 code for a protein of 416 amino acids. The record is from RefSeq and is a predicted model, not a curated record. The transcript has 3 exons. Gene Ontology annotation, molecular function: protein binding.
AUGUAUAGCCUGCGUGCCCUUGGUACUCCCAUCGACCGGGCCAAGCGGCCUACGUCAGAUCCCCUGGCGGCAGUGGGUUACUCAUGUAUCUACUGGGUGGACCAUCUGGAAGAAAGUGUCAAGGUGGAAGCUUUGUUACGAAUGCUCUGUCUUUACUGGCUGCGACUAGUUUACUUGUUUUGGGGUCUGGUGGGGGGGUCUCCAUCCUUUACGAAGGCUGGCGGGUUGUGGCAGGGAGGUGUCGGGAUAUCCACAUUGGAUGGGAAUAUCGAGGAUCACGACGCGGUAGGAGCAUUUCUCCGAGAAAGAUAUCUCUACUGGCUUGAGGCAUUGAGUCUUCUUCGAGGAAUGACGGAAGGAAUACUAGCCAUCCAGAAGCUUGAGUUUCUGUUACAGAAGCGAUUAAGAGCAACGGAACUGCAGGAGCUGGUUCACGAUGGGUACCGAUUUAUACGCUACCAUCGAGCUACAAUCGAGCAGAGCCCUCUCCAGGCGUACGGUUCGGCGAUGAUAUUCAGCCCAUCGCGGAGUGUGAUCAAGCAGCUGUUCAAGCACGAGUGGCCUCGUAACAUCACAAUUGCGCCAGAGAUGGGAGCUGACUGGAAUGCGCACACCGGGGCCUGCCUGCAGACGCUGGAGGGCCAUAAUGACCGGGUCAGCUCAGUGGUGUUCUCCCAGGACAGCAGCCGCGUCGCGUCCGGGUCGAGUGACAAGACGAUCAAGACCUGGGAUGCGCACACCGGGGCCUGCCUGCAGACGCUGGAGGGCCAUAAUGACCGGGUCAGCUCAGUGGUGUUCUCCCAGGACAGCAGCCGCGUCGCGUCCGGGUCGGGUGACGACACGAUCAAGAUCUGGGAUGCGCACACCGUGGCCUGCCUGCAAACCUUCACCGUCGGCUCUGCUGUAUACAAUUUGUCUUUCGACACUACCGGUUCUUCUCUUCACACUGACGUUGGAAUUGUCGCCCUUCGCGACUCGCCGACACCUACCCUUACCAUCUCGAAAAACGUUGCGGCUUCAGAACUUCAAUUCCUUCGGGCAAGCCAGUCGUCGCAAAGUCCUGAAUAUCAAGGUUCUGGUAUCAGUUCCGAUGGGUUCUGGAUCACACGGGGUUCACAGAAUUGGAUAUGGCUACCUCCUGCAUAUCGCCCACUCUGUUCUGCUGUAGGACGGUCUGGAAUAGCCGUGGUGAUUGGCUGCCAGUCUGGACGUGUCUUGAUCUUCGGAUUCGCGCCUGAGGAUCCUAACUGA